Messenger RNA from Hibiscus syriacus, 1405 nucleotides. Its product is annotated as UV radiation resistance-associated gene protein-like. Gene Ontology annotation, biological process: SNARE complex assembly. Bases 195 to 1202 code for a protein of 335 amino acids. The transcript is spliced from 6 exons. Gene Ontology annotation, cellular component: lytic vacuole; endosome. NCBI's taxonomy places the organism in Eukaryota, Viridiplantae, Streptophyta, Magnoliopsida, Malvales, Malvaceae. Gene Ontology annotation, molecular function: SNARE binding. The record is from RefSeq and is a predicted model, not a curated record.
UCUCCCUUCUAUUACCCCUUUGCGGUUCCCGAGAAAAUUUCUCCUUUUCCAAACAAAUUUUCCCGAGAAAAUUAUGCCAUCGCUGUGAACAAAAUCAACAAAACUCUAGCCGGGCAAGAUCCUAGUACAAUGAGGUCGACCUAUGACCUCUUCUUAAAUCUGCAAAAUCCGAAGCUUUCCUCUUCAAUUUAUACAUGGAAAUUCGAGAGCAACAAGACCGAGAUAAAACCCUAAUUUCCGACAGGAAGCAAAUCGAUGCAACGGAAGAAAAUGUACGAAUAAUUGAAUGGGAAGAUUUCGAGCACGAGCUUGCUAGGUUGUGGAGUUUAACUUCUGCCCUUAAAGAAGCUAAUGAGAGGAAGCAAAGUCUUCAAGAGAAGCUCCAAUCUUUUAUUCAGGUUAAAACUGAGUCAUUGAAUCGAAUGAAUGAGCUUGAGGAAAUGCGUGAGAGACUUGCGGCAAGAGAAGUGAUGAUGGAAAACAUGUCAAUGCGUUGCAAGGUUGUAACAGAGGAUGCUAAAAAACAUGAGGAAAUGCUUAGCACUGAAGUGAGGUCAUUAGUGGUUGCUGGUACCUCUCUUUCUGUAGCGAGGAAGAGAUUGCAGGAAUCAAAUAGAAUUCUUCAUGAAGAAAGGGGUUACAUUAAGCUAAAAAAUUUGCUGAGGAAGCUUCGAACAAUGCAACAAUAUAAGAUAUCACAAGUUUCUUUGCUCUAUCCUGUAAAGAUCUUGGCUGGACCCUUACAAGCACAAGAACUCGAAUCAUAUCCAAGCAGUAGCAAACUAGGUAAUUCUUCUGCAUCUAAGUCCAUCAAUCACAGAACCUUGACGAUACUAGGUCUGCAUCCCACCAUUCUUCCUUUUACGAAGAUGAGUUUUUUUACAGACAAAAAGGAGCUUCAGAAAUCCACAACUGCCUUGGGAUAUGUUGCACAUGUGUGCUGUUUCCUUAAUUGCUUCAUUUUUACAAGUUCCCCUACGAUAUCCUUUGCGCCUGGGUGGUUCCCGCUCGUAUCUUAUCGACAAUGUACCUCCAGUAGAGGCUACAACUUUGGAUCCAUCAUGGAAUACUGUGCUUUCUGCAUCCGUAAAGCCUGUAGAAUUUCCACUGUUUUUAGAAGGUCAGGACACAACAAGAGCCGCCUACGCCGUAUUCCUGUUGAGCAAGGAUAUCGAGCAGCUUUUGAGCUUCAUCGGUGUUGAUAGUUUAGGACCACGACACAUACUAGCUAAUUUGAAGGUGCUUCUGAGGUGUGUCCAAUCGUCGGAAUUUAUAGAUACUUGAAAAAUAAAAAAUAAAAAUUGCUGUGGUUAUAAGCUCCUUACAGUGUUUAGUAGCUAUACAAUUGGUUGGCCAAAAGACAUGCAUCUUUCAUUUAUAAAUUAGCUACCUGAUGCCCCCAUAA